GCAGAUGACGAGCGGGAAGAUGUUAAGGCUAUCGCUGAAGCAUCCCCAGCAUCAUCCUUGGGCCUUUUUCUACUUGAAUUCAUGGGCCACGACGGAGGAUGCGCCAAGGGAAGAUGCUAACGCGGUUUAGAGUCUAAAGAUGACACCAAAGCGUUAGGAGGAUCUGCGUCCAAAAUGUCUGGUGCACCAAAGCUGUUUACAAAGGAGAACGUCACAAGAGCACUGCCAUCGAUGAACUUCUUGAAAAGAUUCAGAAGAAAAAGCGAAGGCGAAUCCAGUGAGGAAGAUGAUUAAGGCCCCAACAUAUCCGCGGCUCAUUUCCUUCCGGUUUCCUUCUAAGAUCUAUAGUACCUUUUCCGAACAAAAUAAGAAUCGAGGCCCUUGGUAGGCUUGAAGGACUACUUGGGAUUCAUCUGAAGAAAUGAGGGCAAGAAUAAGUGAAUUGUUUUGAGCUCUAAGAUGAGGAAACGGUAGUGCAAGGGUUGGCGGACCGCAUUGCCGAACAGAGAGAGUAUUGGUACAUGAAAGCGGAUCGAGAGGGCGAUGAGAAUGUGGAGUUGGCAGAUCCGCUGACCUCCGACGACGAGGAUUAAGGCAUCUUUUUGAAAGUUUAGUGACAUUAACUGCAGUAUGAGUGAAGCAUAAACUUAGGACAUGUGUAAUCUUUGGUAUAUUGUCUGUAAGGGAGACAUUCAUCUGAAGAGUCUGCUUCAUCUCAAGGGGAAUAAAAGGCACCCUUCAGGAUGACGUGGAAGAUCACUAUAGAUACUUCUUACUUUAAGUACAUAAAUGAUUUACAAACUGAUGAAACUACUUUAGGGUAGUGAGCUCUAAGAGGAGGUGAAGCCUGGAUCUCUUUUGAAGAAGGAGAGGGUAGAUGCCAAGGAAGUUGAGCUGCUAAACGCCGCAAAACUCGAAGGCGAACUGGAUGACGAUGAGACACCUGACUUUUAUGGACUUGGUGUAUUGGAACAACAAGCUCUACUGGAACAAGUUAGUAGCAGAAAGUAGAGUAGAUAGCAUUUGUAUUGGAACUACAACAACUUCAAGGGCCCACGCACAAGAGGUUCAAGUAGCAGAUAGCAUUUGUAAUGGAAUAAAAUGUUCAGGUAGCUAGUCCUUCAAUAGUGGUUCUUGUAGGUUGUAGCUCACAUUGCGUUUGUCAUGUACAUAUUCAUUUUUCAAAUUCAGUUGUAGCUCUAGUAAGUAAGUAGGCUGUAGUUUAAUGAGUCAACAGUUUUCGUGACAUGAAGAUGCAGCUCAAAUAAUUGUUACAGAUCGUGUGUACUAAGACCCUGCAGGUACAAGUGGUAGGGCCAGGAGCACUACCAGUCAGUUAUCACUUCUUAGAAGUCAUUUAUCCACUACCAUUACCACUUCUUAAAGUUGGUCACUACUUCUUCUAAUGUCUCGAGCUAGGCAGUGAGGCACACGCUGUG
Amoebophrya sp. A25 is the source of this 1439-nucleotide messenger RNA. Lineage: Eukaryota; Dinophyceae; Syndiniales; Amoebophryaceae. The record is from the annotation of a GenBank genome assembly.